AUGCUGGCCCUGCGGCUCCUGCUCCCUCUCGCCUUGCUCGGGCUCGGCACCACGAGGCCCUUAGUCCCGGGCCCCAGCCUCCGCGCACCAGCGGUUGCCUGGCCGCCCUCCGGCCUCAACUCCCCCCUGGAGGUUCACGAAGGCACCCAGAUCCCCAGCAACGGGAGCGCGCCCCUGCUCGUGGCCGUGCAGGUGUUCGUGACAAACGUGUUCAACGUGGACAUCCUCCGGUACACGGUGUCCUCCAUGCUGCUGCUUCGCCUGUCCUGGCUGGACCCGCGCCUGGCCUGGAACACGAGUGUGCACCCGCGGCGCGUGCUCACCCUGCCCUGGGACUCCCUGUGGACGCCGGGCCUCACCAUCCAGGAGGCGCUCUGGGUGGACUGGCAGGACCCGAGUCCACGGGCCCAAGUGGACCAAGAUGGCCACGUGGAGCUCUACCUGACCCUCACCACGGAGACCAACUGUGACUUCGAGCUCCUCCACUUCCCCCGAGACCAGAGCAACUGCACCCUCAGCUUCUACGCCUUCAGCAAUACCGCGACGGAGCUGGAGUUCCGGCCCCACGUGGUGAAUGAGAUUGUGAGCGUCAAGAGGGAGUAUGUAGUUCGGGAUCUGAAAAGCCAAGUCCCGCCCCAGCAGCUGGUGCCCUGCUUCCGGGUGUCGCUGCACCUCCAGAACACAGCGCUGAAGGCCAUCCUGGCGCUGCUGGUCCCGGGGGAGGCGCUGCUGCUGGCAGACCUGUGCGGGGGGCUGCUGCCCCUGCAGGCCGCCGAGCGCACGGCCUUCAAGGUGACGCUGCUGCUGGGCUACCUCGUCUUCCACUCCUCCCUGGUGCAGGCGCUGCCCAGUUCCUCCUCCUGCAACCCGCUGCUCAUUCACUACUUCACCGUCCAGCUGCUGCUGCUCUUCGCCAGCACCAUGGAGACGGUGCUGCUGGCCUGGGACCACCGGAGGGCCAAGCGCAGCCCCGGCCCAGCCCCGAGAGGGGAGCAGCAAGCUCCUGAGGACGCAGGGCCUAGUCCCGAAGGGGCCACCGGAGGAGCGGGGUCAUGGAGGAGCAGGGCCGAGGCUGCCGACCACGCCUUUUUCCUGCUCUACCUGGCGGGGGUGGCGUGCAGCCAGUUCGUCUUCAUUGGGCUCUGGAUGUGGGCGACGUGCAAAUCUGACCCAGCCCCUGGCAAGGCCGUACCCCACGGGGGGCAGCCGCAGCUGUAUCAGGGCAGGGCCGGGGGUGCAGACCUGGGGUGGGCCUGA
This is a messenger RNA of Pipistrellus nathusii (Nathusius's pipistrelle), 1257 nucleotides long. The record is from the annotation of a GenBank genome assembly. Lineage: Eukaryota; Metazoa; Chordata; Mammalia; Chiroptera; Vespertilionidae.